AUGGCCUCAAGGGUUCAGCAAUCAUGCUCGCGAGACCCCAAGACCCCUGAUGACAGUUCACAACCAUGGACGCUCGGCGGCUCUCGAGAACACAAGCGGGUUGGUUGGCGAUGGCGCAAGGCCGCCGCUAGAAUGGCAAUGCUAGGGGGAGGCUUGGCUGGCGGCCAAUCAACGGGCCUGCGCAGCACGCAAUACACCCCUCCCGCCUGGAUGCGGCUAGUGCGGGGGAUGCGCGGGGCAGUUCUGGUCGACGCGGACGGCGAGCUGCUGAUGGAUGGCGACAUGAGCGACAGCCUCAAGCCCGUCCGGGAUAGCCAGGACGAUAUUUGA
Molecule: messenger RNA, 330 nt
Organism: Neoarthrinium moseri
Lineage: Eukaryota; Fungi; Ascomycota; Sordariomycetes; Amphisphaeriales; Apiosporaceae
Exons: 1
Coding region: 1-330 (109 amino acids)
Source: RefSeq, a predicted model, not a curated record